AUGGUGACCAAUCCUCGCCAGGAUCUGUACCUGGAGAUAUCCCAGAACCUUGUAGAUCGAGAACUAACAGAUCUCCGUAACUACGUCAGUGGUGCAAACAUCUUACCAGCGGGAAUUGUCCAACACGCCAAUGCUCACGAAAUCUGUAUCCAACUGGAGAAAGAACAGAAGUUAAAGCCGGGAGAUCUCACCCUUCUGGUGGACCUGUUAAGAAAAAUCAGCAGACUGUCUGCAGCAUCUUGUAGCAGUCAACCCAUCGUCCCUGCCAAAGAAACAAGUGAGGAAGCUUCAUCCCAACCCUGUACCAGCCAGCAGAAGAGGAGGCGAGAGGAUGGAGAAGAGUCUCCUGUGAAGAAGAAACCAGCUCCUUCUAGAGAUCUAGAGGAAGCAUCAUCAGUGGGAGUUGGAGCUACAGGAACUGAGUCUUCUUCACUGACAGAUGUGUUAAGCAAGUCUGUGAAGAAGUACUAUGAGUUGAAUUUGUCUCACUUUAAGCCUCUGAUCUGGAAUGACAACUUCACGCUUACCCUCAGUGAUGUCUUCACCCAGUUAGAGUUGGUACCAACAAGUGAAAAACAGCUCAAAAGGCACAGGCCUAAAGAACAUCCCUGGUCCCCAUCAGUGCAAGAAGAGCAAAGGAAAGAACUGAAGUCAUUAGAUGACUUGUUCAACCCAGAUGUCACAGGACUGAGCACAGCACCAAGGUGCAUUCUGAUUGAAGGUGAAGCCGGAGGGGGAAAGACAACAUUUCUGUCCAAAGAAGCCCUAGAUGCCAUCUCAAAGAAAACAGAGCUGGGCAAACAACAUGACUUGGUCUUGUUGAUCCGACUUCGGGAGGUGAAAGAGGGGGAGACCAUAGAGGAGAUGGUGUGGGACCAGUGUGUUCCUGAAACAGCUGAAGGUAUUGAUGUACAAUCCAUCAGAAAAAUUCUACAGAAGAACGAGUGUCGUGUGCUCUUCCUCCUAGAUGGGUAUGAUGAGCUGCGACCUGAGGCCAGUGCAGCUGGGCAGGCCAUUCCCAAACUGCUGUCAGGCAAGUUUUACCCCAACAGCACAAUUGUGAUCACCUCCCGACCCACAGCAGGAGUGCAGCAGCACACCCGGCCAGACUGUUGCAUACAUGUCAUUGGCUUCUCACCUGAACAUAUAGUAAAAUAUGUGAGGAAAUAUUUCUCAAGCACCAAAAAUCCUAAGCUGGCAGAGGAUUUCAUCAAGCAGUACUUCACUAGUGAUGAUGAUGAUGAUGAUGACUACGAUGACAAUUAUGGACAUAGUUAUGAAUCAUCUUUUGGCAGUCAGGAAGAGGAGGAGGUCCUGGAGGAUGAUGAUGAGGAGAAUCUUCUAAAUAAUCUAAUCCAGAUCCCAAUGUUCCUGAUGUUCCUCUGUGUGUUGUGGGAAGAGGACCAAAAGAAGGUGUCUACAGGAACAAUGACGGGGCUGUACGACAACCUGCUGACAUGUCUGGUUACUAGUAGAAGAUUCUGUAAGCGGGAAGGAGUGGACAUGUCAAUAGAAGAAUUGCCUACAGAGGUUGCUGAGUCACUACUGCAGUUCGGCAAGCUUGCGCUAGAGGCACUGCUGAGGAAUGAGACCCUGCUUGAUUUUAAAGAAGUAGAGAAGAAAAAGUUGAAUUGGGAAUCAUUUCUAAAGCUGGGUGUGGUCUCCCUUGGGUUAUCUUCCUCUAAAGUAAAUCCUAGGAAACAGUUGCAUUUUCCACACAAGACCAUGCAAGAGUUCCUGGCUGGACGAUAUGUUGCUCAUGCUCUGGUGAACCAAGACAUUGUAGAGCUGUUGCAGCUCACCUCCAUAGCCAAGGCACUGGAACUCAGUAACCUGCUUCAGUUCACAUGUGGCUGCGACUCACGUGCAGCACAAGCUGUGAUGGAGGAACUGAGCAAGCUCAGCAGCACAGAGUUCACACACAUACGACCAGAUCAUUUUCAAUGUUCAAAUGUUCCCAUGGAUCAAGACAUGGAAAAUUCCUGCCCAUCCUACAGAAAGUUUGCAUCCUUGUGCCUGACCAUCCUUAGUGAGAGAAGAGAACCGGAAGUGCUUCAGGGCAUCAGUCAGGCCCUGCCUAUUGUCAUCCUGGACAGCUCCAUUAACAGUAGAGAAGCCACAGCUCUGAAGUAUUACAUACAAAAUCUUCAUUCAGCAAAGAUGCCAGACAGGCUCAUACUUAAGGCUUAUACCAGAAGCAAUGGCAACAGAGACACAAUUCAGUACCUACAGCAGUGUUUUACAACUCAACUUCCUGGACUUGAAUUAGAUCUGAAACUAUCAAUUUGAAAGUACUAUCUGUGCAAUGAGUUUAACUCACCUGAUAAGACAACCAGGCUGGUUUCAGUUCUGAAGAAUGUUCCUGGUUUGAAGGUAUUGGGUCUGGCACAAACAGACCUAACACCAUCAUCGCUCCAGCCACUUGUGCAGGGGUUCAGCCACAUGUCACUGUUAGAGGAGCUGGAUCUUACUGCGAAUGAUGACCUUCGUGAUGCUGGGAUGGAAGUCCUGCAGGUUGGGCUGUCCAAUGUUCCACACCUGACAGUACUCCGUCUUUGGGGAGUCAACAUGACAGCUGUGGGUAUGACGUCCCUGGCUCCCUACAUGCGCCACCUAGUGGAGCUGAAAGAACUGGAUAUAAGUUAUAAUGAGAUCGGUGACACUGGGCGAAAAUCUCUCACCACCAUCCUCCCCAUCUUCACAGCCAUGCAGGUGUUGUGCCUGUGUAGCAUCGGUAUCAGCCCCACAGGCAUGCGCACACUGGUCCCUGCACUGCGUCAGCUAACCAAGCUGAUCAAACUGGACAUUAGUUAUAAUGCCAUAGGAGACUUCGGGCUUGAAUGCCUGGCUGCUAUCCUCCACCACCUCACAGUCAUGAAGGUGUUGGAUCUCACUGGGACCGGUAUCAGUGACAGUGGAAUAUCAUCCCUGAUCAAAGCUCUGCCUUACCUGGUGCAAUUACAGGUGUUGGAUGUGAGAUGCAAUAACAUAGGGGACACAGGGAUUAUCUUACUGGUGCAAACACUCUGCCAGCCCAGCAGUUUGGACACGGAACUAAACCCACCUGGUGACAAGAGUCUGGCCAUAGCCUCUCACUGUAAUACCACACUACGGGAGCUGCAUAUCGGGCUCAAUAGGAGGGUAACAGGAGCUGGACUGGGGAGGGUCGCACAGCUCCUCAGUGCACUGCCAGCAUUGACCUUUCUGGACAUGUGUCGUUGCCCGGACACACCUACACACCUGCCUGACACCGCUGCCAUGGCUCUGGCCGAGGCUCUGCCAAAACUCCUGGCCUUGAAGCAGCUGUAUUUGGGGUACAUCUCCAUGGAGCCUGCAGGGUUCCAGGCUGUGGUGCAGGCUGCUGAGGAACACACAACACUGACGAGUCUGCAUUACUGUAAGGAUCUAGUUCCUGAGGGAGCGGACACCACAGCCAGCUGUCUGCUGCUGCUGGACUGAGUUGCCAACAUGCCGACCUGUUCUGCGCAUUGUCUCAGCUGAGGUGUGGCUGUCCCGACAGGUGCCCUCCAGUCUGGACC
Messenger RNA from Branchiostoma floridae (Florida lancelet), 3539 nucleotides. Its product is annotated as NLR family CARD domain-containing protein 4-like. Gene Ontology annotation, molecular function: protein binding. The transcript is spliced from 7 exons. Lineage: Eukaryota; Metazoa; Chordata; Leptocardii; Amphioxiformes; Branchiostomatidae. The record is from RefSeq and is a predicted model, not a curated record. Gene Ontology annotation, biological process: regulation of apoptotic process.